CCGGGCAUACCACCACGAAUCCUCAGCACUUAUUAUUAAACCCUAAAAAUGAGAUGCACUCGGAAUCUUUUGAAAUAAGCGGAAAGGCGGGCCACACGUUCACCCGUCAUACCUUCGCUCACCCGUCAUCCUCUAAAUUCCUCACGGACAGCAUAUACAACGCACGGCGUCUUUUAAUCCAGAGGGAGAGAGACAGGCGUCAUCAUGUGUGGGAUUCUUGCGGUGUUCGGUUGCACUGACAACUCUCAGGCUAAGCGGUCCAGAAUCAUCGAGCUUUCUAGAAGGUUGCGUCACAGAGGACCGGAUUGGAGUGGAUUGCAUUGUCAUGGUGAUUCUUAUCUUGCGCAUCAACGACUAGCAAUAGUUGAUCCUACCUCCGGGGAUCAGCCAUUGUACAAUGAAGACAAAAGCAUUGUUGUCACGGUCAAUGGUGAAAUAUAUAACCACAAAGAACUGAGGGAAAAGCUGAAGUCUCAUCAAUUUCAUACUGGCAGUGAUUGUGAAGUCAUUGCCCAUCUUUAUGAAGAAUAUGGAGAAGAUUUUGUUGAUAUGUUGGAUGGAAUGUUCUCUUUUGUGCUUCUUGACACUCGCAACAAAUGUUUCAUUGCUGCUCGGGAUGCUAUUGGCAUUACACCUCUUUAUAUGGGCUGGGGACUCGAUGGUUCUAUAUGGUUUGCUUCAGAAAUGAAAGCCUUAUGCGAUGAUUGUGAGAGAUUCACAAGUUUUCUUCCUGGACAUAUAUAUUCAAGCAAAAGUGGAGGUAUUAGAAGAUGGUACAACCCGCAAUGGUAUCUGGAGCACAUUCCUUCUACUCCAUAUGAUUCUCUCCUCUUACGCAAGGUUUUUGAGAAGGCAGUGGUUAAAAGGCUAAUGACAGAUGUACCCUUUGGUGUACUUCUGUCAGGUGGACUGGAUUCAUCUCUUGUUGCCGCUGUGGCUAACCGCUAUUUAGCCAACACUGAAGCUGCCCGCCAAUGGGGAUCACAGUUGCAUACUUUUUGCAUUGGUUUGAAGGACUCUCCUGAUUUAAAAGCUGCUAAAGAAGUGGCAGACUACCUUGGGACUUGUCACCAUGAGUUUACAUUUACAGUGCAGGAAGGGAUAGAUGCACUUGAUGAAGUUAUAUACCAUAUUGAAACAUAUGAUGUGACCACUGUCAGAGCCAGUACACCAAUGUUUCUCAUGUCCCGUAAAAUAAAAUCUCUGGGAGUGAAAAUGGUUCUAUCUGGAGAAGGUUCUGAUGAAAUCUUUGGCGGUUACCUGUAUUUUCACAAGGCACCAAACAAGGAGGAGCUUCACCGGGAAACUUGUCAAAAGAUCAAGGCUCUGCAUCUGUAUGAUUGCUUGAGAGCCAACAAGUCAACUUCUGCAUGGGGUGUUGAGGCUCGUGUGCCCUUUUUAGACAAGGAAUUCAUCAACGUUGCAAUGAGUAUUGAUCCAGAAUGGAAAAUGGUGAAGCCUGAUCUUGGAAGAGUUGAGAAGUGGGUCCUACGCAAUGCUUUUGAUGACAAACAGGAACCUUACUUGCCAAAGCACAUCCUGUACAGGCAAAAGGAGCAAUUCAGCGAUGGAGUGGGGUACAAUUGGAUUGAUGGCUUGAAGGAGCAUGCAAACUCACUGGUUUCUGAUGCAAUGUUAUCAAAUGCAAGCUUUGUUUACCCAGAAAACACCCCAACAACAAAAGAAGGAUACUAUUAUAGGACCAUUUUUGAAAGGUUCUUUCCAAAGAAUGCUGCAAGGUCAACGGUGCCGGGAGGACCAAGCGUGGCAUGUAGCACAGCAAAAGCUGUAGAAUGGGACGCGACGUGGGCAAUGAAUCCGGACCCGUCUGGCAGAGCUGCACUUGGCAUUCAUGAAGCGGCUUAUGAGGAAGGUGCACCAUCGGUGUCUAGGAGUUCCACUUAUCUUGAUGAUACCUCUGCGCAGAAACUGGAAGUAGAAAAGGCAGCAUUAGCAGUUUGAUAUUAUAUUUUGCAUCAUGGGUUUAGUUUUACAUUGAAGUGGAAAGAUUUUAUUCCAUUUCCAUAUAAAAUGGCUGUUUAGUCACGUCAAGGUAAAACAUUUACGAUAAUGAACUAAUGACAAAAAUGUUUUGUUUUCAAAGAACACACGCACACAAAUUGAUACACCACACCCAUGCUUUUAGACCUGAAAGAAUUCCAGCUCUGGAGACUGGACAUUUGUAUUCUGAUAGAAAAAGUUCCCAAC
This is a messenger RNA of Cuscuta europaea, 2208 nucleotides long. The record is from the annotation of a GenBank genome assembly. NCBI's taxonomy places the organism in Eukaryota, Viridiplantae, Streptophyta, Magnoliopsida, Solanales, Convolvulaceae.